CCAAGGCAUCUUUCUGGAUUACCAUGACUACGGCAAACAGGUGUCUAUUAGUUGUUGCUGCUUACGUCAGUUUCAGAGCGUUUAACAAUAAGCUAGCUAGCUGCAUAGUUAGCUACUAAAGUUUAAACCUUUGCUGAUAUAGCAGGGCACGCACAUCGACUUAGUAUGAAGACAUGGCUCUAGUCUUGUCUCCUCCUCAGUCCUCUUCCCUAGAAAUUCUGUGAGAGUUGUGCUAUGUUCAGAAAAACUGUCUGGAAGAAUACCGUGAGUGAUGCCGUUAGCUGGCACCAGGACGAGGCCCUGAACACGACCAUGUUCAUCCUGAAAGAGUAUGGUCCGACCGGAUUCCUACUCAAAGAGGAGGGGGAACCCAAAAACUUCAAAGUGUUCUUGGGAGACCCUCAUACGUGUACCUGUUCAACAUUCCACAAAGAGAGAGACCUCUGCAAACACAUCUGCUGGGUUUUAUUGCGGAAAUUCCGACUGCCUAGAGAACAUGAAUAUUGCUUCCAGCAGGUCCUGGUUGAAAGGCAGAUCCUGGAGCUGCUACAGGGUUUACACAGGAGCAGAACCCCCCGGCCUGUACACCCACCCUGCUCUGAGGCUGACCCUAACCCCAGACCAGACCCAGCUGAGGGGGACGGGGGGGUCAGACAGAAGGAGAUCGAAGCCGAGGAUGUGUGUCCCAUCUGUCAAGAGGAGUUGCUGGGGAAACGUCUGCCUGUGUCUUACUGCAGGUUUGGCUGUGGCAACAACGUCCAUAUAUCCUGUAUGAAGGUGUGGGCAGAUCACCAGGCAUGUCCGGAGGGGGAGGGGGAAGCCAUGGUGAAGUGCCCGCUGUGCCGGGAGGACUUUGGGCCGGUCAAGCUGCUCCUGGAGCAGGUGAGGAAUGUGGCUAAGCUCCACACAGCUGCUGAGAGAGAGAGGCCCGACAGACACCUCGGGGUGCUCUGCAACAACUGCAGGGUUGGCAAGUGCUUCAAGUGCACAGUCUGCCGGUACUAUCACCUUUGCGAGGACUGUAUAAGAAGGUGCUGUCACCCUCAGCAUGCGUUUGCCAUACGUACGAAAAGGACUGCGAAGUGGCUGUCCUUGGGUCAGCGUGUGUUCAACACACUGGGUGAACCACGUGAGAUGACCACUCAGUCAGUGGGUGACAGCAUGAUUCCUGUUGAGAGUGACCCACUGCCAGAGCACCUGGUCAGGAGCCUCCUUUCGGUCAGGGUGAGGAGAGGCUGCCCCCUGCUGGACCCUGGGCAGCAGUGUAGGAUCUGCCUGAAGAGCUUCCAGCAAGGGCAGCAGGCCAGACACUUGCCCUGCCAUCACAGGUUCCACACAGACUGUGUCGACCCGUUGCUUCGGAGGUCCAACUCCUGCCCUCUGGACGGAUACGUCAUCUACAACCCCCUAACAUGGAGCAGCGGAGGGGGGAAGGGUACACCCAAGCUGGCCUCCUCCCUUGACCAUCCAAAGCUCUCAGAGCAGCACAGACUGGAGCUGUUUGUCCCAGGAGUAGCUCUGCUGGACAGAGCAGCCAGAGUGGUUCCCUCCCUGAGUAUGUUCAGCUCCGAGGGCUCAGCCGAUACCCUAGUACCUCUCCCUCAGGACACUAUGGUCGUCGGCUUACAAGGUCUAUGCAUCAUCAAUACAGUGAACAUUGAGAGCAUGGAGGGUGGAAAAAGCAGGACAGAGAAAGAUGGAAGUCCAGUCAAAUCAGUCAUUCUCAACAAGAGCCUUUCCUCCCAGCAUCUAAGGACAGACGUGUCUAGAGUGAGGUUGGGACGCACCAACUCAAGCUCCUCGACCAAGAGUUUGGCCCAAAACAAUGCUACCUCAACUAACAGGCUGGGUGGGGUCUCUGGAGGGACGGGAAGGGCCCAGCCGAGUCUGUUUGUGGGUGUAAACAGGUCAGACAUGACUGCUGCUGCUGCUCAGACUAGAGCUGUCAUCACCCUGUGGAGAGCCAGGCCCCAGUGGAAGAGGAGACCCAGGGUACCCAGACCCAGUACAGGAGACAGCCAGCAAGCCACAGGCCUGAGGAUGACAGGGGUACUGAUCAAUGCUCCUCACCAGGGAGAAAAGGAGUGA
Messenger RNA from Oncorhynchus mykiss (rainbow trout), 2088 nucleotides. RefSeq names its product E3 ubiquitin-protein ligase ZSWIM2. Gene Ontology annotation, molecular function: zinc ion binding; ubiquitin protein ligase activity. The record is from RefSeq and is a predicted model, not a curated record. NCBI's taxonomy places the organism in Eukaryota, Metazoa, Chordata, Actinopteri, Salmoniformes, Salmonidae.